Messenger RNA from Zophobas morio, 2658 nucleotides. It is a transcript of the gene Oamb, whose product is annotated as octopamine receptor Oamb. Gene Ontology annotation, biological process: phospholipase C-activating G protein-coupled receptor signaling pathway; adenylate cyclase-activating adrenergic receptor signaling pathway; cell-cell signaling. Gene Ontology annotation, cellular component: plasma membrane. Gene Ontology annotation, molecular function: alpha1-adrenergic receptor activity. The record is from RefSeq and is a predicted model, not a curated record. Lineage: Eukaryota; Metazoa; Arthropoda; Insecta; Coleoptera; Tenebrionidae. The coding region runs from base 308 to 1927 and encodes 539 amino acids. The transcript has 6 exons.
GGACACCGCACGAAUUUCAGUCUUUCCGACGCGAUUUAGUGAAGUUUUUCGGUUUUUCAAGCAUGCAAACACAGUCGGAUGAAGCUGCUGGAAGCUCAAAGGCUUUCCCAAUUAAGACGAUGAGGUCCUCUGCUAAACAAGCAUCAGCGCAAGCAUUAUGGAAACGACGACGGAUAUAACAAGAUUACCGUGUCGGUGCUGUAAAUAAUUUCCUCUCAUCUGGAGAAUGUCUGUGAUUCGGUCGAUUUAAUGCCGGCGAAGAAAAUGUUGUUGGUGCUGAAACCGCGUGUGAAAAAGUGCUAAUGUGAUGCGAAUUACACUCAACGCGUCCGCGUGUGCGGCACUUUUGGAAGAUGUCAAAUGGGGCGAACCGCGACUCCUCCUAUCCCUCUCGGUACUCGCACUCAUCAAUGUCAUGGUCAUCGUCGGAAACUGUCUUGUCAUCGCUGCGGUUUUUUGCUCGUCGAAGCUGAGGUCUGUUACCAAUCUCUUCAUCGUGUCGUUGGCUGUGGCCGAUCUGCUCGUGGGAGUGGCGGUUUUGCCCUUUUCUGCGACGUGGGAGGUGUUCAAGGUUUGGAUUUUUGGCGACGUCUGGUGUAACAUGUGGCUCGCCCUCGACGUGUGGAUGUGCACCGCAUCCAUCCUCAACCUCUGCGCCAUUUCUCUCGACCGUUACGUCGCGGUAACACGACCCAUCACUUACCCCAGCAUCAUGUCCCCUUCCCGGGCAAAAAUGCUCAUCGCCGGACUAUGGGUUCUCAGCUUCGUCAUUUGUUUUCCGCCCUUGGUGGGCUGGAAAGACAGCGACACGGAAGACGAUACAACAAACACGACCCAGCCUGAGGACCUGCACUGUCCGUGGAAGUGCGAACUUACUAACGAGGCGGGAUACGUCGUCUACUCGGCCCUCGGUAGCUUUUACAUACCCAUGUUUGUCAUGCUCUUCUUCUACUGGCGUAUUUAUAGAGCCGCCAUAAGAACGACGAGGGCAAUUAACCAGGGAUUUAGGACUACCAAAGGUUCCCGAAACCGCUUCGACGAGCAGCGCCUCACCCUGCGCAUCCACCGCGGCCGCGGCUCCUCCACCAAGCGCCACCACGGCUCCCCGCACAGCAACGGCAGCAACAGCACCACCACCACCACCGGCAGCGUCAGCCCCAGCCCUUCCACCCGCGCCAAGCACGAGCGCGUCAAGAUCAGCGUCAGCUACCCCUCCAGCGACACGUUGUCGCCGCCGCCCAACCCGCACCUGCUGGCCGUCACCCCCAGCAGCCCCACGGGGCCCACGGCCUCCUACGCCGUGCACUACUCCGUCAACGGCAAAGACGCCACCACGGCGCUGUGCAGGCGCGAGAACCAGCUCCGCGUGCACCGAUUAAGCUCGCGGCGGCGCGCGUCGCGGCGCUCCAGCAGCUGCGAGAGCACGGAGCGGGCGCCGAGCCCGUGCCCCAGCUCGUGCGAGGACGGCAAGAAGGUGAUCUCGCGCCGCAUGGGCAAGAGGAACAUCAAGGCGCAAGUGAAGAGGUUCCGCAUGGAGACUAAGGCCGCCAAAACGCUCGCGAUUAUCGUCGGCGGCUUCAUUUUCUGUUGGCUUCCGUUCUUUACCAUGUACUUAGUGCGGGCGUUCUGCAAGGAUUGCAUACACUCGUUGGUGUUCUCGAUCCUGUUCUGGUUGGGGUACUGCAACAGUGCGAUCAAUCCGUUGAUUUACGCGCUCUUCUCGAAAGACUUCAGAUUCGCCUUCAAGCGGAUCAUCUGCAAGUGCUUCUGCAAACGAAAAGAAGUCUCCGGCCGAAGGGGCUCCGACGGGUCCCAGCUGCAGGGUAGACAGUUCCGAUCUCCCAGUUAUAACGUGCAGCAGCACGAGCAAGGAAACUCCUUAGGGGACGACAGCGACCCCGGCGCAGACCCCUCGGACUCGAGGUGACGACGUAGCCGAAAGCGCCGCGAACCCGUUUCACAAGUGUACCUGGAUAAAGACUCUGUUUUUAAAGUAGCGAUGUGUUUGUAUGGCUGACGAAGACUGUUCGGUCUUCGCACCGGGAGGAGCGAAGACGUGCUGUGAGAAAAAACGCUUUUGGGGUUGUUCUAGAAAGUAAUAAACGUUUUGUUACAAUUAACUUCAAUUCGAUAUAACGAAUUUGGAUGUUGUGUAUUUUAUUUUGUAGAAUAACCCGAGGCGUGCAGGAAUUUGAAAUAUUUUUGAAAAUUUUAGUCAAACGAGAGAAAAGAGCGAAGCUCUUUUCGACCUGUACAGCUAGUUUCCCAGUGAAAAAUGAUGUAGCAUUUAACUACUGUAAUUUAAUUGUUCAUUCAUUUUUGGAGAGGGAAAGAUUAACGACUUAACUCUUUGUAAUUUUAGGACUAAGUAUAAGAAAUCUCAUCGCACAAUCUCUUAUUUAUUUUUUUAUUUGUUUGUGUUGUCGAUGGAGCAUUGUACAUUAUCAUCAGGUUUUCAGGAAUUAUGUCCGAUUCGAUUCCGAUAAUAAAGGCUGUGUUUCGUAGCCAAAUGUUAGUUAUUUUCGUUUAAGCGAUUGUUAAUCUUAAAAUUCAUCUGAUCGAUGUUAAGAUGUACACUAAUUGUAAACAUAGUGUGGAACAAAUGUAAAAAUUUUUGAAGCCUAAUUAAGUAAAUAAUGCAUAAUUCCAUAUUUGUUA